Molecule: messenger RNA, 4145 nt
Organism: Magallana angulata
Lineage: Eukaryota; Metazoa; Mollusca; Bivalvia; Ostreida; Ostreidae
Exons: 1
Coding region: 1073-1849 (258 amino acids)
Source: RefSeq, a predicted model, not a curated record
UCUGGUAUACAUGCAGAGUCCUGUGUAAUUGAUUCACAUGCAGAGUCAUGUGCAUGGUUUAUUUUUCUGGUUCACAUGCAGAGUCGUGUGGUUUAUUUUUCUGGUUCACAUGCAGAGUCGUGUGUACUAUUUGUCUGGUUCACAUGCAGAGUCGUGUGUUCUAAUUUUGAUUCACAUGCAGAGUCGUGUGUACUAACUUUGAUUCACAUGCAGAGUCGUGUGUACUAAUUUUGAUUCACAUGCAGAGUCGUGUGUACUAAUUUUGAUUCACAUGCAGAGUCGUGUGUACUAACUUUGAUUCACAUGCAGAGUCGUGUGUACUAACUUUGAUUCACAUGCAGAGUCGUGUGUACUAAUUUUGAUUCACAUGCAGAGUCGUGUGUAAUAAUUUUGAUUCACAUGCAGAGUCGUGUGUACUUAUUUUGAUUCACAUGCAGAGUCGUGUGUACUAAUUUUGAUUCACAUGCAGAGUCGUGUGUACUAAUUUGAUUCACAUGCAGAGUCGUGUGUACUUAUUUUGAUUCACAUGCAGAGUCGUGUGUACUAAUUUUGACUCACAUGAGAGUCGUGUGUACUAAUUUGAUUCCCAUGCACAGUCGUGUGUACUAAUUUUGAUUCCCAUGCACAGUCGUGUGCAAUAUUUUUUCUGGUUCACGUGCAGAGUCAUGUGCACUAUUUUUCUAGUCAGUAUGCAGAGUCGUGUGGACUAUUUUUUCUGUUUCUCACUCAUGGUCAUGUGGACUAUUACUAAUGCACAUGCAUCGAUUCCAUUUUUAUAUGCUCAUGCAGAUUCAUGCACACAUGCUUUAUGUGUAUUGUUACAUGUAUGUAAGUUUACAUGUGAAUCUAAAGAUAUACACUGUUUUGGCGCAAGUCUUAUAAUUGCAUUUUCCUAUUAAAUGUUUGUGUGUCAAAAAUUGCAAUUAAUCAAAUAAUAAUUAGCUCGUGUGCACCUAUAUCCGCAUGAUUUGAGUGUAAAUUUGUACACUCAAAAGUUGCAUUAAUUGUAUAUGGGGUACAUUUAGAAAAUUGAUUUUAACAGUUUUAAAAUAUCUUGUAGACGUUAAUUACCAUGUCAAAACGCAAACAUCCUGUGGAGACAAGUGAAGGUACUAGAGCAAAACAUAAACCUCAGGCUGAAGCAAUCGAUUACCAAAGACUUGCGCAAGAAAUUGUUAAAUUGCAAAAACCCAACUCUGAUGCAUCAAGCAGUACAGUGGUACCCCUAGAAAAUGCUGCAUCUGCUACAUAUGCAAACACCGUCAAUGAGUUACCUGCACCAACGACUGCUUCUUCGUCUAUGCAAGAUAACCCUAUACUGUCAGGAGUAUCUCAACUUUUAGAAAACACAGGUGAGCCAGUAGGCACAAACAAAGGUUUAUUCAAUUCUGAUAAUCUUAUCUAUGUAACAGAAGGUAUUCCUCUUGGUGCAACAAUUCCACAAAAGAUAAAGGCAAAAAUUUGGUCGAAUGAAUUUUUUAAUUUAAAAGUAUUAUUGUCGCACCAAGAUGAAGAACCUCUUAUGUUGUGCAUUACUCCAGGGGUCAUUAAUGUGCAGCAAAGUUUAAAAUCAAAAACCCCCAUGUUCAUCAGUCAGUGGACUGAUGCCUUUCUUAUCUUUAUUAACAUUAGAAUUCAGAAACACCCAUCAGAAACUCCCCAUUUAUUAAAAUACAUGAGCUUUAUUAGAGAAAUGCAAAGACUGCAUGGGGAUGUUGCUUGGAGAACAUAUGACGAAUCUUUCAGAAAGCUUAGGGAGUCUUUGGCUGUAGAUUGGCAAAAACCUAUUGAAGAAUUAAGAGGUAAAUGUAUUGCCAUGUCCAACAUUUGUAGUGAAAAAUCUUACUAAUAUUAUUGAUUUUGUUGGUUUGAACCCUGCUCUAUACAAGGGUCACAGCUUCAGGAUAGGGGCAGACACUCAUGCAGCACAUUUGGGUUAUUCUGAAAACUGCAUUCAAUAAAUAGGAAGAUGAAAAUCUGAUGCUAUUCGCAGAUACAUAUGUCUGUCAAGCUUUACAUUUUAAAUAUGUAUAACAAAUGCUAUGUAUAUAAAAUUUUCUUGGAAGAUUUUCACAGUUCAGAAGUUAUCUGCUGUGUAUUAUAAUUGUAUCUGAUAUGCAUUGUUUGUGUUUUGAAUUCAAUGUAUAGAUUAGUUGUAUUUCAAAAUUCAGUUCUUAUCACAAUUCCCUAUCAUUUGUCUUCUAUUGGACAUUAUUCAAAGUGUGAUUCAUGUAUACAUUUAUCUAUACUAUGUGCAUGAUGUGGUUACACAUAACAUAACACAGGUCAGAAGUAAACUGAUGUGUUUAUGUCUGCUGUAUAGUUUUUUAACCAUUGUUUCUGUUGUUUGAUUUUGUCAUUUGAGUAACAUGUGCCUACUGGUUCAUCUGAAAAUGUUUGAUUACAUGUAUAUCUGUCUUUAAAACAUGUUUGAUAAUAUAACAAACUUUUAACAUGUAUAUUUUAUAGCAGCUGUUAUAUUAACACAGGGCAGAAGUCAACUGAUGUGUUUAUACUUGCAAGGUUAAAAAUAAGAUGUUCCAAGUGGUAUUAAAAUUUUUAACUGGUUUGGUUAUAGAUAAUCUGUGCCUUCAUGAUAUAUUAAUAUUUAUAUCUCCAUAUAAGGCAGGCGUUAGUCAUUGCCAUAUGUGUUGUAUGUACUGCCAUCUUUCAUAUUGUUGACUACCAUGAUCUGGCUAGUCCACUUUGUGUGGGGUCUUUUGUGCAAACCUGCUGUUUGCUUUUGGUGGCUGUUUUUGGUCAACAAUAUUUUUGUUGCAUGUAUAUUUGGUACAUGUUGAUAAUGUAUACAUCUUUGUUUAAUGUGGGGGAGGUCAUUUGCUCACCUUUUAUAACUUACAUUCAAUGUCUGGUUAUUGAUAUUAUGACUGUUUGAAGACCUCCCCUUAUUGCCUAUUUUUUCUUAUUAGCAAAAAUAAAUGGCAGUACAUACACACAACCAUGUUUUAUAUUUUUCUAUCAAUCCUAGACAGAUCAACAAUAUUACAUAAUACAGCAUUAUUGUAAAUAAUAGCAUUUAUGUAAAUUGUGAUAUGUUAUUUUUAUGCUAGUACCAAAAAUAGUAGUCUAGUUAUAAUAUAAUUGUAAUUCUAAUUUUUGAGUACUUUUGAGUAUUUAGCUGACCUUCCUUUUUGUUUACAUUAACCAAUCAGAGUGCGACAUUUAGUCGCGCGAUGUUUUGACUACGUCACUUUAACUGUCAGCUGUCAACAAGUUUGUAAACACCCGAAGUCAACCCACCCUCCUUCCCCUUCAUCACCUUUGUAGUUGGGGAUUUAUUUUGCAAUGUAUUACACAUGUAUGUUGCUGUUGGUGUGAAAUGCUGUUUUUGGUCAACAAUAUUUUUGUUGCAUGUAUAUUUGGUACAUGUUGAUAAUGUAUACAUCUUUGUUUAAUGUGGGGGAGGUCAUUUGCUCACCUUUUAUAACUUACAUUCAAUGUCUGGUUAUUGAUAUUAUGACUGUUUGAAGACCUCCCCUUAUUGCCUAUUUUUUCUUAUUAGCAAAAAUAAAUGGCAGUACAUACACACAACCAUGUUUUAUAUUUUUCUAUCAAUCCUAGACAGAUCAACAAUAUUACAUAAUACAGCAUUAUUGUAAAUAAUAGCAUUUAUGUAAAUUGUGAUAUGUUAUUUUUAUGCUAGUACCAAAAAUAGUAGUCUAGUUAUAAUAUAAUUGUAAUUCUAAUUUUUGAGUACUUUUGAGUAUUUAGCUGACCUUCCUUUUUGUUUACAUUAACCAAUCAGAGUGCGACAUUUAGUCGCGCGAUGUUUUGACUACGUCACUUUAACUGUCAGCUGUCAACAAGUUUGUAAACACCCGAAGUCAACCCACCCUCCUUCCCCUUCAUCACCUUUGUAGUUGGGGAUUUAUUUUGCAAUGUAUUACACAUGUAUGUUGCUGUUGGUGUGAAAUGCUGUUUUUGGUCAACAAUAUUUUUGUUGCAUGUAUAUUUGGUACAUGUUGAUAAUGUAUACAUCUUUGUUUAAUAUGGGGGAGGUCAUUUGCUCACCUUUUAUAACUUACAUUCAAUGUCUGGUUAUUGAUAUUAUGACUGUUUGAAGACCUCCCCUUAUUGCCUAUUUUUUCUUAUUAGCAAAAAUAAAUGGCAGUACAUACACACAA